This is a messenger RNA of Lotus japonicus, 1689 nucleotides long. RefSeq lists its product as uncharacterized. The coding region runs from base 1 to 1689 and encodes 562 amino acids. The record is from RefSeq and is a predicted model, not a curated record. Lineage: Eukaryota; Viridiplantae; Streptophyta; Magnoliopsida; Fabales; Fabaceae. Gene Ontology annotation, molecular function: nucleic acid binding; zinc ion binding. The transcript has 5 exons.
AUGGAGAAACUUCUGAUUUCAUCGGAGCUAUCACUGCUGAAUUUGUCACUGACAAAGAAAGCAUCCGAAAAGACUUUUACUCUGAUCGUUGGACUAAGCAAAGAGAAUGGUUCUUUGCAAAUUACCAAGAAGAAAAUCCCUUACCCUUAUCAAGUCGACGUUAUUAGUUGGCAGCUUAAGGAUGGCAAAGAAACUCUCUCAAACUUACCUCCUAAAACUCCUUUCUUCCUUAAAGGAGCACAAUCUGCACUUGUCUUGGCUUCUCCCUUCAAAACCAGAGAAGGAGAAGGUGAUGUCACUAGCAAAGACAUCAAAGACCUCAUGGAACAAGCCAAUUAUACUAACAAGUAUCUUCAGACCCUUGGAGAAUCUCAAACGAAUGAUUCUUCUGGAAAAGGGAAAGGAAAGGUCAAGAUUGAGCCUUCCUCUUCCUCUGCUCCUCCUGAUACUAAAGGAUGUCAACUGGAAAAGCCUCUAUUCAAGCCUUUCCAAAUCAGUAGCCGUUCUAGGCACUCGGCUCAAUCUCUUCGUGCCAAAAAUGAAUCUGAUAAUGAACUCCUUCAAAAGGUUGUUGAGCAACUUAAGCUUCUCAAUCAAGUGGUUCCUGAAUCUCCUGCUACUACCCCAGUAGCAGCCUCUGCUCCUGUUCCUCCAACAGCAGCUUCUGAACCUGUAAUCCGUCGAAGUUCAGCUCGCAAUACCUCUGCUUCUUUGAACAACAUCGAAGAAGGAGAGUCUGAUGUUCAAUCUGUUAAGAGCAUUCCUGCUGUUAACCCUGUCAUCCACAAUUCUAAAAAUCAGUGGAGAAAGGAAACCAAACUCUAUUACCCUAGAGCCACUGCCCCUGAUCUCCUAUUAGAAGAAAAGGAUUCUUCAAAUUUCAAAAGCUUUAGUGCCAACAAUGGUUGCCCUAAGAAACCUAAACCCAGAAAGCAAGAUCCUCCUCCUAGACAACAGUGGAGAAGGAAAUCUAGUAGAAAUCAUGAUAGGAAGCCCAAACCUAGAUCUAAACCCCAUUCCACACAAGCUGCAAAGACCCCUCCUGAGAAUAGACCCUCUCAAGGAAAAGAUGUCACCUGCUACAACUGUGGCAAGCCAGGCCAUAUUAGCAGAUAUUCUAGGCACUCGGCUCAAUCUCUUCGUGCCAAAAAUGAAUCUGAUAAUGAACUCCUUCAAAAGGUUGUUGAGCAACUUAAGCUUCUCAAUCAAGUGGUUCCUGAAUCUCCUGCUACUACCCCAGUAGCAGCCUCUGCUCCUGUUCCUCCAACAGCAGCUUCUGAACCUGUAAUCCGUCGAAGUUCAGCUCGCAAUACCUCUGCUUCUUUGAACAACAUCGAAGAAGGAGAGUCUGAUGUUCAAUCUGUUAAGAGCAUUCCUGCUGUUAACCCUGUCAUCCACAAUUCUAAAAAUCAGUGGAGAAAGGAAACCAAACUCUAUUACCCUAGAGUCACUGCCCCUGAUCUCCUAUUAGAAGAAAAGGAUUCUUCAAAUUUCAAAAGCUUUAGAGCUCAAUCUACACCUGUCCUGGCUUCUCCCUUCAAAACUAGGGAAGGAGAAGGUGAUGUCACCAGCAAGGACAUCAAAGACCUCAUGGAACAAGCCAAUUAUACCAACAAAUAUCUUCAGACUCUUGGAGAAUCUCAGACGCAUGAUUCUUCUUCUUCUGGGAAAGGAAAAGGAAAAGUCUAG